Messenger RNA from Nestor notabilis (Kea), 342 nucleotides. Its product is annotated as mucin-2-like. The transcript has 2 exons. NCBI's taxonomy places the organism in Eukaryota, Metazoa, Chordata, Aves, Psittaciformes, Psittacidae. The annotation marks the transcript as partial. The record is from RefSeq and is a predicted model, not a curated record.
AUGGUCCUUGGAGGAACAUCCGCCUCUGCUCCAGGCACAAGCCAAACUCCAGACAUCUCUUCAACUAUUACUCUGAGGACGGCUGAGGAGAAAAUGUCUUCUACUUUGCCCACAGCUACAUCCACCCCCUCUCUGCCAAACACCUCCACAGGAAAGUCAACACUAGAGGAGACUACUGUGGGCACAACAACCAUCAUCUUAGAAACUGACAGCACGGUCUCCCAGGCCACCACUGUGGGUACUACAACCACCACGGUGGAAACCUACAGCACAGUCUCCCAGGCCAUGACACCUACCAAUACUAAAGAUUUGCUCUCUACUCCAUCAUCAGAAACCUCUGCC